Molecule: messenger RNA, 6319 nt
Organism: Oncorhynchus nerka (sockeye salmon)
Lineage: Eukaryota; Metazoa; Chordata; Actinopteri; Salmoniformes; Salmonidae
Gene: esr2a
Product: estrogen receptor 2a
Biological process (GO): cellular response to estradiol stimulus; regulation of transcription by RNA polymerase II; cellular response to estrogen stimulus
Cellular component (GO): nucleus; chromatin
Molecular function (GO): zinc ion binding; nuclear estrogen receptor activity; steroid binding
Source: RefSeq, a predicted model, not a curated record
ACACACUGUUCAAUCUCCUCUGCUUUCAUGUCGUGCGCGCUUGACGAAAAGGUCGACACAGAUGGUUGCUGAACGAAGGACAGAAACUGCAUGUCAAUGUUCCUGAUGAAUUUGGUUUUUCUAACUGACCAUUGGAACUUUUCUGACAGUCUGUGCGGUAAAAUCUGCACGAGAGUUGGAAUCCCCUGAUAUCGGAGACCCUGCCAUUGUGUCAUUUUUUGACGUUGUCAGAGAUCCAUACACGGAUGGAUUGCUACUCCACUUAUCGAUUCUGGGAAAAAUCCACGUCCAUGUCUGGUGACACAACCCCUGAAACCGUGUUCCAUGCUGAUGAUGCAUUACAGCCAGAUCCUCUUGUAGACUUCCUAUAGUCGAGUCUCUUGCUAAAAUUCUCAUAGACCUCUGCUAAAGCCUGCUUUGAGAUCUCCUACAGUUGGGACCAUAAGCACAUGUCUAGGAUCAGCUUUUCCUCCUCCAAUUAUAAUCUCAAUCAUUAAUGAAGGAAAAAUUCACAACUGACCUUAAAUCAGCUUCAAGGGACACUCAUCCUCCUACUGGGAGUGGUGUGUCUCAUUGAUGUCACAAUAUAGAAGACUCCCUGGCCUGCCUUCAGAGCUCCCGCAGUCGCCAAUGGCUGCGUCUCCACUCCCAGAGCGUGACUCUGCGACCCUUCUGAAGCUGCAGGAAGUGGAUCCCAGCCGUGUUGGCCGCGGUGGCCGCAUCCUCUCGCCCAUCUUCAGCGCCCCGUCCCCGGCGCUGCCCAUGGAGGCCCACCCCAUCUGCAUCCCCUCGCCAUACACUGACAUCGGGCACGACUUCAACCCCUUGUCCUUCUACAGCCCCACUCUGCUGAGCUACGCUGGGCCCGCGCUCUCUGACUGCCCAUCCACCCACCAGUCCCUCAGUCCCUCCCUCUUCUGGCCCCCCCAAGCUCACAUGGGGCCUCCAUUGUCUCUGCACCAUCGGCCCCAAUCUCGCCCACAGCAAGGCCAGCCAACCCGAGUGUCCUGGGAGGAGCCCCACGCCCUAUCUGAGAGCAGCAAGCCUCUGAGGAAGCGCUCGCAGGAGGGUGAGGAGACGGUCAUCUCGCUGGAAGGGAAGGCUGAACUGCACUUCUGUGCCGUGUGUCACGACUACGCGUCGGGCUACCACUACGGGGUGUGGUCCUGCGAGGGCUGCAAGGCUUUCUUCAAGAGGAGCAUCCAAGGUCACAAUGACUACAUCUGCCCGGCGACCAACCAGUGCACUAUCGAUAAGAACCGCCGCAAGAGCUGCCAGGCGUGCCGCCUUCGCAAGUGCUACGAAGUGGGCAUGACAAAGUGUGGCAUGCGUCGCGACCGCAGCAGCUACCGGGGUCAUCAACCGAGGCGCGUGGGUCGCUUCUUCACCCGGGGCACUGCUAGCGGGCCCAAGCGGGUCCUAGCUGAGGGGGGCGAGCCAAUCAAGGAACUCUGCCCCACAGUAUUAACCCCGGAGCAGCUGAUUGGCCGGAUCAUGGAGGCAGAGCCACCGGAGAUCUUCCUCCAGAAGGACAUGAGGCGGCCCCUGACGGAGGCCAACGUCAUGAUGUCACUCACCAACCUGGCCGACAAGGAGCUGGUCCACAUGAUCAGCUGGGCCAAGAAGAUCCCAGGAUUUGUGGACCUGUGCCUGUUCGACCAGGUGCACCUGUUGGAGUGCUGCUGGUUGGAGGUGCUGAUGCUAGGGCUCAUGUGGAGGUCUGUGGACCACCCUGGUAGGCUCAUUUUUUCCCCCGACCUCAGCCUGAACAGGGAAGAGGGGAGCUGUGUGCAGGGUUUCGUGGAUAUCUUUGACAUGCUGCUAGCUGCCACCUCCAGGUUCAGAGAGCUCAAGCUGCAGAGGGAGGAGUACGUCUGCCUCAAGGCCAUGAUCCUCCUCAACUCCAACAUGUGCCUGAGCUCCUCGGAGGGGAGCGAAGAGCUGCAGAGUCGCUCGAAGCUCCUGCGCUUGCUGGAUGCCGUAACAGACGCACUGGUGUGGGCCAUCGCAAAGACAGGCCUCAGCUUUCAGCAGCAGUCUGCGCGCCUCGCCCACCUGCUGAUGCUGCUGUCACACAUCCGCCACGUCAGUAACAAGGGCAUGGACCACCUGCACUGCAUGAAGAUGAAGAACGUGGUGCCCCUGUACGACCUGCUGCUGGAGAUGCUGGAUGCCCACAUCAUGCACAGCCCACGGCUGCCCCAUCAAGCCAACUCAGCGGGCCCCUGUCCAGAGGUGAGCCCCCCGCAGCCCAACCUCAGCAGCUGCCCUGGCCAGACAUGGACCCCCAGCAGCAGAAGCGAGCCUCAACAGCAGGAGCAAUUGGACUGCAGGGACCCCGGUAGAAAGACAGUGGUGAAAAGGGAUCUCUAGCAGCAAAAAGGACAAUGGAGAGAAUGUGACUGGGACCCUUGUGGACUGCUACUUCUUGGAACGGCUUUUAACACCACUCUGAAACAGAGGAACUGGAACGAGUAUAAGGGUUUUUCAGAUCGUGCCUGGGAGGGGCUGCAUCCCAAUGCUGUCCAAUGAAAUCUCCUUUCAGGCAUUAGCACUGUUCUUGACUGUUUUCUCUGAGGUCGCAAACAUAAAAAAUAUAACAAUAUUUAAUGUCCCUGCUAAAGCUGCCUUUUGGUUUAUGAUCAGGUUUGAAUGUAGCCUAGCUGGGGCGACCCACGUGACCACCCAGCGAGGACAAGUUGUGACUGACUGGUCUGGAAAGGAGGCAGUUUGUUAAUGCAACAUUUGCUCAGAAAUUGAGCGGACUCAUCAAUUUAGUUUUAUGAAAUGUUUUUUUCCCCCCAGGGGCUUAAGACCUCUCAUUGUUUGGAUUUGAAAAUCCAACAGUUGCAAUGGAAGGGAGUGGCGCUCGUGUGUUUUGAGUGAGAACCAACCAGAAAAAGCACAGCCCUUCAUUAUCAACGCAUCGUGCUGACAACAUCAAAACAGCCUUUCCAGACUCUGAAGUCAGGAGACUUCAAGUUCGGUAUCAGCCAUACUAGUUUGAAAGUAGAAUCUAUGAGAAAGUCUGAAAUUAAACAUCAGUGGAUGAGUGGCAAUGAAGGAAAGGAGAUGAGAGGAAGGCAGUUAGGAGUAGCCUACUGGGACACAGAAAAGCCCAAGAAAAGGCACUUUCAACAGUCAUCAUGGACUCUCCCCUCUUUUGUACUGUCUGAGGGCGACAAGUAGCCUAGCCAUUACAGCGUUGAGCCAAUAACCUGAGCCGACAACGUGCAAAAUCUGUCGAUGUGCCCUUAACCCUAAUUUGCUCCAGGGGCGCCAUACUACCAUGGCUGACCCUGUAAAACAACCCAUAUUCGCUGCACCUAUCUGGUGUGUGACGUGUUGUUUAUUUUUUUACUGUCAAUGGGAUAAUGUGUAUAAAUAAAGCAUCAAUAUAAAUAAAUAUAACUUUGAGUGACAAUCAAAAGAUAGAUGGCCAUUUGCACUGGUUCAAAUUGUUUAACUGUCAUGGAAGAAAGAAAAACACAUUUUAAAACUAUAUACUUCACCUCAAGAUCUUAUUCCUUUGCUUUACCAUCUGUAUAGCUUCAAACUUUGCAUACAGUAUGCAAAUUAGGCACAUGUCCUAAUAAACAAAUAUAUUUCCAGCUGAAAAGGUGGAGGUGAAGGGUCACGCUACUGUCAUUCCACUCUAGAACACAUUCCCUUAAAGGUGGACUCCACAAUAAUAAUAUCAUCAUACACAGUGGGACAAAGUCCUGUUUGAAUCAACAAUCAAAUCUAAAUGACACUAUUUUGUCUCCUCAAAUAAAGAUGCAAAUUAAGACGGAAGAUUUUUUAAUUCCUUCGCAAAAAGUGCCUAUGGGUCAAAUCCCAUCUUCAGUAAUGGGAGUGUGACUCAAACAUUCAUACAAAUUAAUUUGGGACUUACUUGAAUGUCAGUUUUACGUCCGCAUGUCUCUAGCUAAAAUUCAGCCCUUCAUACGUGGGCAAUGUGAUCGAAUUCUGACCACAAUGUUGUUUCUGUGUUUAUUCCUCCCGGGAAGACAGCAUGGUGAAAUGAAGAGAUACAAUAAUUGUAAUAUUGUAAUAAGACUCACGCCUUUCAAAGAGCACAGUGCAACGCUGUUAUGUUUAUGUACCACUUUAUUUAUGACUGGCCCAAUAAGGCCCAGUACAAGUUCAAUUCCCGGUUUAAAAAACGGUGUCAUCUUGACAGUUUUGGAGGAGUUUUGGAGGGAGGGUCUUUGUUUUAGACCUGUUGUACUUUGUGUAGUUGCUACUGGCGACCAAGAAAGUGUUUAGAUUGUGCCUUCUCCAUAGCGACCAGCUUGUCUUAAACGCACACAUCAGCUGUCCUGACUGUUUAUUAUAUCUGUUAUGUCUUUGUGAUAACAGUAUUAUGUAGCGGCGAUUAUGACUGGUUCAAGUAAGGUAUUGCCCAUAACAUAACCCACCUGCUAACUGGGCCUUUCCAUCCAUUCAUCAGCUUUGUGUUGUCCUCACACCUGACAAUAUUUAGGCCAGGAUUCAACCCGAGUCAUGUUAGCGCUGUCGACAAUGCAGCUUUUAAAGGCAAUAUUCCUAAAUUUAUGGUCACGGUAAACACUCUACAACAUGCAUUGGAUUGAAUCCAGGCCUUAGAAUGCCAAUGAUACAUUCAACUAAUGUGACGUCCUAAAGAUACACACAAUAGGAUCACAAUCAAAACAACUGAAUAUUAGGAAUGUGUUCCUAAUGUUAGGUAUACUCAGUGUAUAUAGAGCCUGUCUGCAUUCCUGAUUUCUGUUACCGUUAGUUUAUCUGCGUAAUAUUGACUUAAGCUCAGAACCACUUGUUUUGCAAACAUGGUCCUGUUGUAUAUAUUGCUGUGCUGAUCAAUGGACAGUUCAUUACCUCUGUCAAAUGAAUAUGUAGCUUAAAAUUGUGUUUAUUUCAUUUUGCAAUAAAGAUGGUGACGCUACAAUAAUGCACAUUUAAAUUAGGCCUAUAUCCAAAAACACAUAUGGCCUAAUGAUAUAUUUUUGGCUUCAGACGAACGCCUAGUUCUCACAUAGUUUUUUUUAAAAAAUUAAAGCCUUUUCAAAGCCUUAAUAAUCAACUAUGUCGCAGUCUGCUUUUGCCAAGCUUGUAGUAAUAGAAAAGCAGAGUGCUAGCUUUAUUUCCUGUGCUAAUUUAACCUAUUUCCUUUCAGUAGCGCUAUAUUUACUCUGGUCGAGGAAGCAUAUUAUUUACUUUUGAUGACCAGACAGCCAUAGCUGCAUCCCACACUUUUAAUUUGUAAUCUCUCAUUUUGGGGGGAUUUCUAGCAUCAAUAACAAAGUACAGUAUAGGACCUCAGGAGACAUGAACUCUUCGGGAAUGGAGGUUGUUCAGAAUGCUGACGUAUUCUUUACUUUGAAAUGGAUUUAACGCAUCAAACCUUUGUAGACAAUAUGAUUUACUUAUUAACAUGCAUUUAACCAUUUAGUAAAAAAACAUUUACGUUUCUGUAAUCUACAGACUCAGGCGCAUGAGCAACAUUUACGUUUUCUUUGCAAUUAAUAAUACAUUUCCCGGUUCCGUAUUUCCCGUUUGAUCGGUCAGUCCGUAACUCGAGGUUCUACUCUUUAACAUGAGAUCUAAAAUAGUAUGCGGAUGCUAAUUGCCAUCUCUGGGUCCAUUUAGUCUGUCAUUUAGAAAAAUGGUUAACUAAGGCCUAGAUUCAAUCAGUUCAGAGUUAAUCUGUGAUAACCGACAACUGCAUUCUAUAUCAUUUAUUUUGUUUGGGCGGUGUCAUUUCUACAUAGCCUACACUUUCUUAUUCUGAACUUCUAACACGGGUGGGAUUUAAGGAUGGGUUUGGUUUCGUGACAAUGACCACAAGAGUGGGUGCUCGCCGAUUUGACAGCUCCAACGCAGUUACCCCAGACCUCGUCCAAACAAAAGCAAUAUGCUAUACAGUUGUCGUUUAUCGUGGGUUAAUGCAGAUCUGAUCUGAGUCUAGGGCCAUAGCUCACAUCAGCUGUUUAAUACUAUAAGACAAACACCAUUGAUCUUUGUCAACACCAACAGUAGACUCCUCUCAAGGCAAGAAAUGUUUUUGAGUUAACUCUUUUUAAUUCAACUAGUCAGCUGUGCACAAGUCCUUUCACUUUCCCGAUGACUGAGCCAUUUGUAGCCCAGCAGUGCAUUCUGCUUUGAACGAUCUUUGAGAAUGCUGUACACUGCCAGCAGGAUAAGGAUACACAUGCUUUUUCAACUGUAACGUGAGUGCUUUAAAUGUCAAGGUUUCCCAAUGUGAAUUUUUAUGUGGGUUUUGUUCCAACGUCGCACAGGAGUAUGUUUCUUUGAAGAAUAAAAAUUAAAUUAUGAA